UAUUGUUUUUGUUCAACAGGUUGCUCUUGCUGCCCUUCUCGCUGUUGCCUCCGCCAUGCCAACAAUCCUUCACGGAGAUGCACAUAUUACAGCUGUUGCUGCUACUCCAGUUCUUGCGACAGGUCUUCAAACAGUCCUGCAUCCCGAGACAAUUCAAGUUCAUGAACCAACUAUCGCAAAGGUUGGAGAUAUUGUUGAAAAGAUCCCGACGGCCGUAUCACAUCAACGCAUCACUUCCGUAUUGGAUCAUGCCAAUGUAGUUACGCCAAUUGUUGCUCCCGCCGUAAGGACUUACACUCAACAUCUUCUUAAGACCUAUUCAUCCCCAGUCGUCUAUGCAGCUUCCGCUCCUAUUGUUAAUGUCGUUCGUGAUUAAGUGAGCUGACUCUGACGUGACUGAAUCAAUUGUUUGUAAUUAACAACAAAUUUUAAGAGAUCAGCCUGCUCAUGGAUGAAUAAAUAUUUUGAUUAAAUAGAAAAAGUGAUU
This is a messenger RNA of Hermetia illucens (black soldier fly), 487 nucleotides long. RefSeq names its product retinin-like. Bases 56 to 376 code for a protein of 106 amino acids. Lineage: Eukaryota; Metazoa; Arthropoda; Insecta; Diptera; Stratiomyidae. The record is from RefSeq and is a predicted model, not a curated record. The transcript has a single exon.